This is a messenger RNA of Scomber scombrus (Atlantic mackerel), 1466 nucleotides long. RefSeq names its product T-box transcription factor 20 (gene tbx20). The record is from RefSeq and is a predicted model, not a curated record. The coding region runs from base 117 to 1466 and encodes 449 amino acids. The transcript is spliced from 8 exons. Gene Ontology annotation, biological process: cell fate specification; positive regulation of DNA-templated transcription; vasculogenesis. Lineage: Eukaryota; Metazoa; Chordata; Actinopteri; Scombriformes; Scombridae. Gene Ontology annotation, cellular component: nucleus. Gene Ontology annotation, molecular function: RNA polymerase II cis-regulatory region sequence-specific DNA binding; DNA-binding transcription factor activity, RNA polymerase II-specific.
AAAACGGGGAGAAACUGCGCGUAUUUUUCCUCCGCCGGGAGCCAAUAACAGGCGGACACAGGAUUUUGUUUAUUUUAUUUUGAAGGCGGAAUAAUUUGAGCUUUUUACCCAAAGACAUGGAGUACACGUCAUCCCCGAAACCUCAGCUCUCAUCCCGGGCAAACGCUUUCUCCAUAGCCGCCCUGAUGUCCAGUGGGAAGUCCAGUAAGGACAAAGACACGGAGGAGAACACCAUCAAGCCACUCGAGCAAUUUGUGGAGAAGUCCUCCUGCAACCAGCAGUCUCUGCCGGACCUGUCAUCCCUGGACGGGCACGGGGACUUCAGCGGGAGCGCGCCCGCGGUGUGCACGGAGCCGCUGAUCCCCACCAAUCCCGGCAUCCCUAGCGAGGAGAUGGCGAAGAUCUCGUGCAGCCUGGAGACCAAAGAGCUGUGGGACAAGUUUCACGACCUCGGCACCGAGAUGAUCAUCACCAAGUCCGGCAGGAGGAUGUUUCCCACCAUCCGGGUCUCUUUCUCCGGGGUGGACCAGGACUCUAAGUACAUCGUGUUGAUGGACAUCGUCCCGGUGGACAACAAGCGGUACCGGUACGCUUAUCACCGCUCCUCCUGGCUGGUGGCCGGCAAGGCGGACCCUCCUCUGCCCGCCAGGUUGUAUGUUCACCCGGACUCUCCGUUCACCGGAGAGCAGCUGAUGAAGCAAAUGGUUUCCUUUGAGAAAGUCAAACUGACGAACAACGAACUGGACCAACACGGACAUAUCAUCCUCAACUCCAUGCACAAGUACCAGCCGCGGGUCCACAUCAUCAAGAAGAAAGACCACACCGCCUCACUGCUCAACCUCAAGUCCGAGGAGUUCCGCACGUUUGUCUUCGUCGAGACCGUCUUCACCGCCGUCACAGCCUAUCAGAACCAGCUGAUAACCAAACUGAAGAUUGACAGCAACCCGUUCGCCAAAGGUUUCCGGGACUCGUCGCGGCUGACGGACAUGGAGAGGUACAGGGGAUUCUGGGUCCUGCACUGCUUGGAAAGUGUUGAGAAUCUGAUCCACAAGCACUCGUACGCCCGGUCGCCGAUCCGAACCUACGCCGGCGACGAGGACAACCUGGGCGAGGACGGACUCUCCGCACACACCAGAGGUUCGGCGUUCACCGCCUCAGACAACCUUUCCCUGAGCUCCUGGGUCACCACCACCUCGGGCUUCUCGGGCUUCCAGCACCCGCAGUCCCUGUCGGCCAUGGGCACCGGCGCUGCCUCCCUGCCCCACCCAAUCCAAGGCUCUCUGCCCCCCUACAGCCGGCUGGGCAUGCCGCUGACGCCCACCGCCCUGGCUGGAACUAUGCAGGGCAGCGGACCAUCCUUCCCGUCCUUCCACAUGCCCCGUUACCACCACUACUUCCAGCAGGGGCCCUACGCCGCCAUCCAGGGACUCCGCCACUCCUCCACCGUCAUGACGCCCUUCGUAUGA